CUGAACUGGACUCUGGUGGAAAGAAGUGCUGAAGUCCCUAUUGCAUCUGAUAAACAGAGCAGGAUAAAUCAGGCACUUCAGCUCCAUCACUGCAAUGGAGGAUUAUUAUUUCAUUUUGGAAUAUCCGAUGAGAGUGAUUUCUCUGGUCUUCUUCUACCUGACCUUGAUCCUCGGUGUUCCUGGAAAUGCCUUUGUCGUGUAUGUUGCUGGAUUGAAGAUGAAGAGGACUUGUAAUACAGUAGUGUUUCUGAAUCUGGCGAUUGCUGACCUCUUGUGCUGCUUUCUCACUCUUUACUAUGUGAUCGAGAGCAAAUUUGAUGAUUACUGGCCGUACGGAUCCACAACGUGCAAGAUUUUCCACUUCGUUCUGCUCAUCAGCAUGUUUGCCAGUGUUUUCACCUUGAACUUGAUUAGUCUGGAUCGGUUUACUCUGGUGAUCACACCGGUUUGGGCUCAGAAUCAUCGCAGCUUGUUCAUGGCACGACUGUCCUGUGCAGGGGCCUGGAUUCUGGCUUUAAUUAUCAGUCUGCCUUUUAUGAUGUCAAGAGAGAUUUACACAGAAAAUAAUGAAACAUACUGCGUGCAUUAUCAAGUUGAUGAAGAGCAUUCUGAAAUGUAUAGAAGGUUAAGCGUCAUCAGAUUUCUGUUUGGCUUUUUGGUUCCUCUCAUGUGCAUCACAACAUGCUACGGAUUCAUCGCACGCAAGUUAGGCAGGAGUCAUUUUCACUCUGGACGAGCGUUUCGCGUCAUGCUGGCUGUAAUUGUGGCAUUUUUUCUGUGCUGGCUGCCGUAUCACAUAGUGGAUUUGAUAAUAAUAUACGGAGAUCAAUCAAGUUACUUUGUGGCUUUGGCAGUGGAUCCCCUGGCUGUCUCUUUGGCGUAUUUCAACAGCUGUCUGAACCCCAUUCUGUAUGUUUUCAUGGGGCAGGAUUUUAAGAGCAAUGUUAAACUUUCUCUAAGACGUGUUUUUGAAAGAGCCUUCUCUGAGGAGGGAACACAAAUGACACGAACCACCCAGUCACAGCAAACCCACUCACUGUAGUGAAGAUAUGAACUCAUUCUGUUUUCUGAUCGAAUUGUAAAACUAUUUCAUUAUUUCUUUUCAAAAGUCAUCAAGUCAAACUCAGCAAGUCAUCUAAUUUGUAUUAAUUUUAUAAUUGUGCUGUUAUUUUUUCACUGUUGUGUUAUGCAGUUUUCAUAUGAUUAUGUAAAGCAAAUUGCAUGAUGUACAAACAGUGUUUAAUAAAUAAAAUGCAAAAUAGAACAGUUGAAAUGGAUCAUUUUUGUAAUGUUCAUUAAAUAUUAAAUUAACUUAUUAGAAUUUUUAUUCCCGAG
Messenger RNA from Carassius carassius (crucian carp), 1335 nucleotides. RefSeq names its product C3a anaphylatoxin chemotactic receptor-like. The record is from RefSeq and is a predicted model, not a curated record. NCBI's taxonomy places the organism in Eukaryota, Metazoa, Chordata, Actinopteri, Cypriniformes, Cyprinidae. Gene Ontology annotation, cellular component: plasma membrane. Bases 95 to 1042 code for a protein of 315 amino acids. Gene Ontology annotation, molecular function: G protein-coupled receptor activity; complement component C5a receptor activity. The transcript is spliced from 2 exons. Gene Ontology annotation, biological process: positive regulation of cytosolic calcium ion concentration; phospholipase C-activating G protein-coupled receptor signaling pathway; inflammatory response.